UGUUUCUAUUUGAUAAGCUUCUUUUGAAAUGUUGAUUUUUGGGACCUUAUUCAUUUUGUAUUGUGUUUCAUGUUCUCCUAAACUGGUUUCUUGUUAAUAUACUUUAGCUUUUUACUUCCAACUCGGCCUUACAUAAAAUUAAAUUUUCUCUAUUCACUUAUCUUUCACUGUCUCAAUCUAAAUUGUUAGUUUUUUGUUUUAGAUUCUUCUGUUUUGAUCCUUCAAACUUUGAUAUGAAGGAGUGCAUUGGGUCGUAAUUGGUAAUCGAUUACUAUCUAAGGUUGUAUAAUUAGAAAUUUGAGUCCAACAUAUCAUUAUAAUUGAGAUUGUUCUGCUUUCUGCUCCAUCUCUUUUGCCUUAUAUCUUUAUUUGCUAUGAUUUGAAAUGCAUUGUUGGAAGAGAUACUGAUUUAUCUGUUUCAUGGAGUUUUCUAGGUUUUACUCGUCCACAGUCCACAGUAUGUUUCGCUGCUUCUUCCUGACCAACAGUAACAAGCGAGUCUUUUACAAUUCAAACCGUUCCUUCACCAUAUAUGCUGCCCCUUCUUUAACAUCAUUAUCACAACAGCACAAUAGCAAACAUCCUUUUCUCUUCCAACCCCAAAAGAUCAAUCCCUCUAUCGAACACGCUCCUACUCUGAUCCCAUUGCAGGACUUGGUCAAUCACUACAAGUUAUCUCAAUCUUAUCAAAAAACUGUGCCGACUUUGCCACAUGUUCCACAUUGGAGUUCUUUUGAUGUUUAUGAAAAUUUGGUUCAUACAUAUAAAUAUUCUUGUUGUCCAAAAGAAUCUAGACAGUUUCAUUUGAAGAUCUUUAAAUAUGGGUUUGAUUGCGAUUUGUUUUUAUGUAAUACUCUUAUUAAUGCGUAUGUUAGAAGUGGUGAUUUGGUAUCUGCCCGUAAGUUAUUUGAUGAAAUGCCAGAGAGGAAUGGUGUUACGUGGGCAUGUUUGAUAUCAGGGUAUAACCACAACAGGAUGCCUGAGGAGGCAUGUGGGGUUUUCAAAAGGAUGACUUUUGAAGGGUGUUUGCCGAAUCGUUUUGCUUUUGGUGGUGCUCUUCAAGCUUGCUGGGAACUUAAACUUGGGAUGCAAAUUCAUGGGUUAAUUUUAAAGUCCCCCUAUGAACAAGAUGUGGUUUUGUCAAACGUGUUGAUAUCAAUGUAUGGAAAUACUCUAGGCUCUAUUGAUUAUGCCCGUCGUGUUUUUGAUGAGAUAAAGAUUAAGAAUUCAAUAUCAUGUAAUUCUAUUAUAUCAGUUUAUUCACAAAGAGGAUAUGCAGCUUGUGCCUUUGAAAUAUUCUCAAGCAUGCAAAGAGAUGGAUCUGGGUUCAAUUUUAAACCUAACGAGUAUACUUUUGGGAGCUUAAUAACUGCAGCUGGUUCUGCCAGAGAUUCUGGUUCAAAUGUGUUGCAGCAGAUGCUUACAAGGGUUAUGAAAUCUGGAUUCCUCUUGGAUUUAUAUGUGGGUAGUGCUUUAGUUAGUGGAUUUGCAAGGUUUGGAUUGUUAGAUUAUGCGAAGAAGAUUUUUGAGCAGAUGAGCGUGAGAAAUGCCGUUUCUAUGAAUGGCUUGAUGGUAGGAUUAGUGAGGCAGAGAUGUGGAGAAGAAGCUGCUGAAUUAUUCAUGGAGAUGAGAAACUCGGUUGAUAUAAAUCUUGAUUCAUAUGUCAUCUUAUUAAGUGCUUAUGCUGAAUAUGCUCUGUUGGAUGAAGGAAGAAGAAAGGGCAAGGAGGUCCAUGGAUUUGCAAUCCGAACUGGAUUAAAUGAUGUCAAGGUUGCAAUUGGGAAUGGGCUAAUUAAUAUGUAUGCUAAAUGUGGUGCUAUUGAUGAUGCUAGAUCAGUAUUUAGGCUCAUGGCUAUCAGGGAUCCAGUCUCAUGGAAUUCCAUGAUUUCUGGUCUUGACCAGAAUGAGUGUUUUGAAGAUGCAAUCAAUUGCUACCAUGAAAUGAGGAGAACUGGAUUGACACCUUCUAAUUUUUCAUUGAUAAGUGCUUUGAGUUCAUGUGCAAGCUUGAACGGGAUCAUACUAGGCCAGCAAAUACAUAGUGAAGGGCUUAAAUUGGGACUUGAUUUUGAUUGUUCAGUUUCAAAUGCCCUUCUUGCAUUAUAUGCUGAAACUGGAUACCUUGCUGAGUGUCAGAAAGUUUUCUCCUUGAUGCUGGAGUAUGAUCAAGUAUCAUGGAAUACAGUGAUUGGGGCAUUGGCUAAUGUAGAAGUAUCAGUUGCUGAUGCUGUAGAAUUUUUCAAGGAGAUGAUGCAAACUGGAUGGAAUCUUAACAGAGUGACCUUCAUAAACGUUCUCACAGCCGUAUCAUCUCUUUCACAGAUUGGAUUGAGCCAGCAGAUACAUGCACUAAUGCUGAAAUACCAUAUCACAGAUGACAGUGCUAUUGAGAAUGCUCUUCUCGCUUGCUAUGGCAGGUGCAGAGAUAUAGAUCACUGUGAAAAAAUUUUUGCUAGAAUGUCUGAGAGAAGAGACGAAGUUAGUUGGAAUUCUAUGAUUUCUGGAUACAUACAUAACGAAUUCUUAUCCAAGGCCAUGGACCUGGUCUGGUUUAUGAUGCAGAGGGGUCAACGGUUGGACUGUUUCACCUUUGCUACUGUUCUUAGUGCUUGUGCCUCUGUUGCAACACUAGAGCGUGGAAUGGAAGUCCAUGCCUGUGCAAUAAGAGCAUGUUUAGAAUAUGAUGUUGUAGUUGGGAGUGCCCUUGUUGAUAUGUACUCAAAAUGUGGAAGAAUUGAUUAUGCAUCAAGAUUUUUCAAGUUGAUGCCUGUGAAGAACGUAUAUUCUUGGAACUCAAUGAUAUCAGGUUAUGCACGUCAUGGACAUGGAAGUGAGGCUUUGAAGCUUUUUACACAAAUGAAGCUUGGUAAUCAAUUACCAGAUCAUGUCACCUUUGUUGGGGUUCUAUCUGCUUGUAGUCAUGUUGGUUUGGUUGAUGAAGGGUUUGAGCAUUUCAAAUCCAUGACUGAAGUAUAUGGAUUGGCUCCUCGGAUAGAGCAUUAUUCAUGUAUGGUGGAUCUCCUUGGACGGGCAGGUGAACUUGACAGGAUAGAGAACUUCAUUAAUAGAAUGCCAGUGGAACCUAACGUUCUUAUUUGGAGGACAGUUUUGGGUGCCUGCUGCCGAGCAAAUGGUUGCAAAACUGAGUUAGGUAGAAGGGCCGCUGAUAUGCUUAUGGAUAUGGAACCUCAAAAUGCUGUGAAUUAUGUUCUUCUUUCUAACAUGUAUGCUUCAGGGGGGAAGUGGAGUGACAUGGCAAAGGCUAGGAGGGCAAUGAGAGAAGCAGCAGUGAAGAAGGAAGCUGGAUGUAGUUGGGUAACCAUGAAAGAUGGGGUCCAUGUUUUUGUAUCCGGUGAUAAAUCACAUCCGGAAAGAGAUUUAAUCUACAAGAAACUCAAGGAACUCAACAAAAGAAUUAGAGAUGCAGGAUAUGUGCCUGAGACAAAAUUUGCACUUUAUGAUCUUGAACCUGAGAAUAAGGAAGAACUCCUGAGCUAUCACAGUGAGAAACUUGCAGUUGCUUUUGUUCUGACUCGUGAGUCAGGGUUGCCAAUUAGGAUAAUGAAAAACCUUCGGAUUUGUGGCGACUGCCACUCUGCCUUUAAGUACAUAUCAAAAAUUGCUGGCCGUCAAAUAGUGUUACGGGAUUCAAAUAGGUUUCAUCAUUUUGUGGAUGGUAGUUGUUCAUGUGGGGACUACUGGUAACUGACUCAUCAGCUUGGUUCUUGAAGGUAUAGAUACAGUAAAUCAAUCUUGACCUGCAAACCCGAUGCAUCAAAAGCUGAAUUGGACUUUGAUUGACUUUGCAAAAGUCUUCUAUUGUGUAAUCUUUGCGGAGACGAUCAGGAUCCCAGUGCACCAACAAAGAGCAGAGAGGGUGCGACAUUCUCGAAGUGUUUCAUGGCGUGAAAUCAAUUGGUUGCCAGCGGUGUUUUUGCAAUUUGCAUUUCCAUGCUGUUAAAGACUGAAAGUUAGAAUCUGAAUUUGCGUAUGGAAAUUGCCACAAGGUGCUUUCACAAAUACAACUCCAAUUUCUGCCGCUCUAGUUGUUGAAAGGAAAAUGAUUGCACUCUUCCUUAUGUGAUUACUUGCUGCUUACCGAGUAGAUGAAUCAUCAAGGAUUCAGUAUUUGCUAUCCCUGGAGCAUCUCUGUUUAUAGCAGGGACUUCUGUUUUCGUUAAUGAAAGGGGAAGGAGAAAAAAUCUUAAAAAGUCGGGGAGCGAGGUGGCGUGCAUGGUUUCUCAAGUCCUCUUUUAUCAACAAGUUCAUGCACUUCAGAAAUAUCAUUACUGUGCAAGCAGGAAACUUUCAAGUCUACAACUGUGGAUACUUGUAAUGGGAGUCUGCUCAGUGAAGUUUCUAAUCUGCACAACUACAAGAUGUUGAGCUUGAUUGGAGUGAUGAUGAUGGAGCCCCCAUCAGGAGCCAGUAUAAAUAGAAUCAAGCCACCAGGAUUCAGAUCAGAUGCACUGUCAUAUUCAGGAUGUGAUGCAGAUCCUCAAGAUAUUAAUAUUAGUAAAAACUUAUCAUACCAAAUCUCCAUAGACUCAAAAUACAAACACGUAGAUACCUCCUAUAAAAAUUAUGAGUCUUUUUAUUUAUUUUUUUAGUAUAUGAUAGAUCGAGUCUAGUCAAGAAUUUUCCAUUAAUGUUAUACAUGUAGCCUUUUUGAGUUCAUGGAGGAGCAAAUUUCAAAUUUUUGUAAUUAUUUAUCUAUAUUAGAAUUGAAGGAGGCCUUAAAGUAAAUUUGAGAUUUAACUUACUGGUAUUAAAGUAGUUUCCAUAUUUGUAAUGUCUGAAAAUUUAAGUUGAACAACUUUUAAUGUUUUACUUCAAAAAAAAAAAAAAAAAGAGCUGAUAAAUUACUUAGUUGAUUAUAUAAAUUAUUAAAUUAUGUAAAUUUUCUUUUUAAAAAAAUUUUCACAGAUUUUUUUAAUCGUUAUUCUUACACAGAUUUGAUCUAUUAAAGAUGAGAAAUUAUUUUUUGUUUUUAUUUAGAUAUUUACGAGGAAAAUAAACAAAAAGUAAGUUUGAAGUAAAUUACUUAUUUUAUCAUUUUUAUUCGUUGUUAAAAUAAGAAACUAUGGAGAUAAAAAUGAAAUUAUUAAUUUUUCCAUUCACUUUCUCAUUUGAUAAACACCACUUUAAAUUUUUUAUUUUUCUCUCUAUUUUUUCAAUUUUCCUUUAAUUCAAUAGGGAAAAUAUUCUUAAAUUUGCCUUGAUUCCUCUAAUCCAAACGGAUUUAGAAGACUUAGCUCCUGCGAAUGAGGAGCAUCCAGCACAAGCAUUGACCAUUAGUUCUGGAACUCUAAUGAACUGAGACAUAGGAUUUUUGUUUUUUUGUCAAGCUUCUACCUCAAUCAACUUGCCUUGAAGUUUCCGUUUCUUGAUUUUAAAGUUUGAAACUUGAAAACUCCGACUUCCACUACUUGCAAUCAAAGUCUCUUUAUGAACUCCCAACACAAGUCGUUGAUAAAUCUGAUCCCUUCAAUCUCAGCAACAAAUCAAGCACCCAUAGCUGGGAUUCUUUUCACUGCCUUCUCUCUCCCUUUAACCGUGAGACUGAGUCUCCUCCGGCGGCGACAAGGAUGUGGUGCUAGACUGGUUAGACCUCUUUUCUGGCUUUGAAAACAAUAGUAAAAUCUUAUUCUUCGGGGAGAUUAUGUCAUCAGCAGGAGAGAUUGGAUUCCACUUCUUUGGUUUGGUGAAUAAAGAGUUGUAGAUGCUUGUUUAAGGUUUCUGACACAUACACUUAUCAUCAGCCUAUUACUGUAGUGAGUUUCAAGUUUUGAUAUUUCUACUCUACAGAGUUAUUAUGGAUGUUCUAGCUGUAAUUAAUUGAAAUGCAUUUGAUGUUUUGUAGUAGUUAUGGC
This is a messenger RNA of Manihot esculenta (cassava), 5873 nucleotides long. Its product is annotated as putative pentatricopeptide repeat-containing protein At5g09950. The record is from RefSeq and is a predicted model, not a curated record. Gene Ontology annotation, biological process: RNA modification. Bases 421 to 3705 code for a protein of 1094 amino acids. Gene Ontology annotation, molecular function: protein binding; zinc ion binding; RNA binding. NCBI's taxonomy places the organism in Eukaryota, Viridiplantae, Streptophyta, Magnoliopsida, Malpighiales, Euphorbiaceae. The transcript has 8 exons.